GAGCCUGAGCCGAGCCUGCCCCAGCCGAGAGGAUUUCCAACCGGACCCAAGAACGAGACGGACCGAGCAGGGAUCAGGUGCAUACACAUAGAGUUGAUUAUCACGAAAGUGGAAACAGAACAAAAACGAUGUCGACCUCAACAGUCUCGCCUACCGAAUAUGUACCCCGUCACAAGUUCCCAGUCCUCGACACUGACCCACAUUUCAAGCGAGUGAUCAGAUACAUGCGCUCGACCGAUCUGGCGGCCUGGUUAGGAUUCACUGUCGGCGUUCCCGGUUUACUCUAUGCCUGGGAUCUCAGUGAUAGGAUCCCCGUCCGUCACAUCAAAACUCAGACUCGAUUCUAUGGUCUGGGAACCUGGUUGGGAUUUUGUGGAGGGUUCUUGAUGGCUUACGAACGUGGGGCAAAUCGAUUUUUAGGUUGGAGUGAAAACGAACGCGAGCAGAAGAUGCAACAUGAAGAAUUCACCCAGAUCGCCCGGUCCGGUCGACCGAUUUGGGGGGAAUCGACUAUCCAACCUUGGAUUCAAACCGUCGCUCACCAUAACUCACAAUUCGCGCACCUCAAAUUCUCGACAAUCCCAUGGUUCAACUUUGUCAAUCAUCCUUACCAUGGUGUUGAUGUAUCUAAGUACUAUGAAGAUGCAAAGGUGUGGAGACAAGAAAAUGGAUUGGAAAAUUAAGAAUGUCCCCUUUCUUCAAGUUUCGUUUGAUAUCAGUCUACAUACUUUUUUCCCUCAUGGUCCGCUUGAUUCUCCCUUGUAAAAGCAACUACAUAAACCUAUUCCAACACCUGGUUCCAAUCAUAGGUUUCCUUCCAUUUGGAAAACACA
Molecule: messenger RNA, 833 nt
Organism: Puccinia graminis f. sp. tritici CRL 75-36-700-3
Lineage: Eukaryota; Fungi; Basidiomycota; Pucciniomycetes; Pucciniales; Pucciniaceae
Exons: 5
Coding region: 129-683 (184 amino acids)
Source: RefSeq, a predicted model, not a curated record